AUGGUCCCACAAUCCUCCGAUAAACCGUUCUUCUGUCUGAAACAUCAUAUCAAAGACCCUGGCGCAGCGAACACAGCCCCAGGCAUGUACGGAGGAGAGCACUUGUUCGGAUAUAGUAUGCACGACGAGUACGGAGUAAUGGAUCCCGCUCAAACAAAAGAGGCACCCCCGGCCCUAACCGCCGACACAUACUCCCAAGCCCACUCCCAUCCAGAUCGCGACGACUACACCCGCGCGCGAAAAUCAAAAUUCCGCUUCAAAUCUUCUUCCAAAUCACGAGCCUCACGCGACGACCCAGAUACACACCGCCAUAGUCACCGCAAAAGAGGCUACAGUGACCGUGACCACCACCGUUCCCACCACCGUUCCCACCACCGCUCCAAACGCCACAACCACACCACCACACCGCCGCCAGAGGACAACCCACGAGGAUUAUCGCCCAAUGCAGCCUUCCGCGAAUCCCUCUUUGAUGCCCUCGGCGACGACGAAGGUGCUGAAUACUGGGAAUCUAUUUACGGUCAGCCCAUCCACAACUAUCCUGUCCCCAAGGGCCCGAAUGGGGAACUCGAGUCCAUGACCGAGGAUGAAUACGCGGCGUACGUGCGGACAAGAAUGUGGGAGCGUACGAGGGAGGGGAUGGUUGAGAUACAGGAACAGUUGAUUCGAGAACGACGAGAGAAAGCAAGAAAGGAAAAGGAGAGGGUGAGAGGGGCUGAGGGGGAGAGAGAGAGGAGGGCGUUUGAGAGGGCUAUGGAGGAGAGCCUUGCUAGGGGGCGGGAGAGGAAGAUGGGGAGGGUCUGGAGGGGAGUUGGGGAGGGGUAUUUAAACCGGUGGGAUAUAAUCAAUUCGCUGAGGGAGGGGAGCCGUGAGGAGACUGAUGGGCGGAAGGAUAUGGGGGAAUUGGUGUUUUGGCCUGUUGAGUCUGGGAAGAGGAGUGAUGUUUCGGGGGAGGCGGUUGAAGAGUUUAUGCGGCUUGCGCUUGUGCCAGUCUCUGCGCCGGAGAUGGGUGGUGAUGAGGCGUUGGUUUCUGUGCUGAAGACGGAGCGUGUUCGGUGGCAUCCGGAUAAGAUCCAGCAUCGGUAUGGUGCAUUGGGGAUUGAUGAGGAUAUUAUGCAGAGUGUCACUGAGAUUUUUCAGAUUAUUGAUCGGAUGUGGAAUGAGUUGAAGGAGCGGGUUUAG
Molecule: messenger RNA, 1179 nt
Organism: Aspergillus ruber CBS 135680
Lineage: Eukaryota; Fungi; Ascomycota; Eurotiomycetes; Eurotiales; Aspergillaceae
Exons: 4
Coding region: 1-1179 (392 amino acids)
Biological process (GO): canonical NF-kappaB signal transduction
Source: RefSeq, a predicted model, not a curated record